AUGGAAGAUUAUCACACAAUUACAAAGCCAAAACCAAACAAAAGAGAAUCGAUUGUGGGGGUUUGUGAUGAUGGGCUGCGUUGCCCUUCUUCUUCUUCUUCUCUAACCAACCUUCCAAAAGAAAUGGAGAGGCUAAACUCAAAGCUGUACUUGGAGAACUGCUACAUAAUGAAGGAGAAUGAACGUCUGAGGAAGAAGGCUGAGCUACUGAACCAGGAGAAUCAAGCACUGCUAAAUGAGCUGAAGCAGAGGCUGUCACAGGCUCAUGGCCCAAAUUCCAUCCCUGAUCUUAACAUGUCCACCUCCUCCAAUUCCAAGGCUUCCAAAUCUAGCAAGAAAUGA
Molecule: messenger RNA, 342 nt
Organism: Fraxinus pennsylvanica
Lineage: Eukaryota; Viridiplantae; Streptophyta; Magnoliopsida; Lamiales; Oleaceae
Source: the annotation of a GenBank genome assembly